This is a messenger RNA of Oncorhynchus nerka (sockeye salmon), 2455 nucleotides long. RefSeq names its product beta-2-microglobulin-like. Gene Ontology annotation, biological process: immune response. Lineage: Eukaryota; Metazoa; Chordata; Actinopteri; Salmoniformes; Salmonidae. The transcript has 3 exons. Bases 89 to 442 code for a protein of 117 amino acids. Gene Ontology annotation, cellular component: MHC class I protein complex. The record is from RefSeq and is a predicted model, not a curated record.
AUAUAUAUUUAGCUUUCUUCAGACACCGGCUGGAAAGUUUUUUGUUUGUCGCAGUUUUAUAUUUUUUUUUCAGCCUUGGAAAGAAAUCAUGAAAACUGUUUUGUCCGUGAUCGCUUUCUGCGUCUUCCUGGGGUUCAUAAACGCAAAAGAAUCUCCCCCCAAGGUGCAGGUGUACAGCCGUAACCCAGGGCAACAUGGGAAGGACAACACCCUGAUCUGUCACGUGAGUGGCUUCCACCCCCCUGACAUCAGCAUCCAGCUCCUGAAGAACGGCGUGGAGAUCCCCGACGCCAAGCAGACAGACCUGGCCUUCGAACAGGGAUGGCAGUUCCACCUCACCAAGAGUGUUGGAUUCACACCAGCCAGCGGAGAGGAGUACACCUGCAGAGUCCGUCACCUGAAGAAUCUGAAGACCUACACCUGGGGUGAGUUACUAGUGUAGUUAGAGGAGUACACCUGGGGUGAGUUACUAGUGUAGUUAGAGGAGUACACCUGCAGAGUCCGUCACCUGAAGAAUCUGAAGACCUACACCUGGGGUGAGUUACUAGUGUAGUUAGAGGAGUACACCUGGGGUGAGUUACUAGUAUAGUUAGAGGAGUACACCUGGGGUGAGUUACUAGUGUAGUUAGAGGAGUACACCUGGGGUGAGUUACUAGUGUAGUUAGAGGAGUACACCUGGGGAGAGUUACUAGUGUAGUUAGAGGAGUACACCUGGGGUGAGUUACUAGUGUAGUUAGAGGAGUACACCUGGGGUGAGUUACUAGUAUAGUUAGUAGUUAGAGGAGUACACCUGGGGUGAGUUACUAGUGUAGUUAGAGGAGUACACCUGCAGAGUCCGUCACCUGAAGAAUCUGAAGACCUACACCUGGGAAUCAGAUAUGUAAGGCUUCGGUGUUCAUCGCUGCAGGUGUGUAUGUCUGAUCAUUUCAUUCGUAGAGAAACAGUCUAUUUAGAUGGCAGCUCUUUAGCUUUGGUCACUAACAAUUGGUGGUUAUUGUAAUACUGUAGAGAACUGAAUAGGGCUGGACAAUAUGGUAGGGCUGGGAGAUAUUUAACAAUACAUUUAAUGAACAUGUUACAUUGUUGACAGCACAUUGUUUAAAGUUGUGCACUUUAAAUGUAACCUACAGCUCUGAGGACAAAGUCAUUGUUUUUUAUCUUCAAGCUAAUGUUUCUCUCAUGGACUAUCGGGGUUUUGCAUUUUACAUGAACAGGUGUUUUACUAUCAGAGCAUUUAGCCCUCUGGUCAGCCCUGACAAUGGUAUGCUGUCUUCCCUACUUCUAAUAACGGUGAGCCUACAGCACCAACGGAGGGUCUGUCAGAAUCAAUCAGUUCUAUGACUUCUUUCACUGUUACUGUUAGCCUAGGCUACUGUUAGCCCAAACACUGUUACUGUUAGCCUAGGCUACUGUUAGCCCAAACACUGUUACUGUUAGCCUAGGCUACUGCUAGCCCAAACACUGUUACUGUUAGACAAACACUGUUGCUGUUAGCCUAGGCUACUGCUAGCCCAAACACUGUUACUGUUAGACAAACACUGUUACUGUUAGCCGAGGAUACUGUUAGCCCAAACACUGUUACUGUUAGCCUAGGCUACUGUUAGCCAAACACUGUUGCUGUUAGCCGAGGCUACUGUUAGCCAAACACUGUUGCUGUUAGCCUAGGCUACUGUUAGCCAAACACUGUUGCUGUUAGCCUAGGCUACUGUUAGCCUAGGCUACUGUUAGACAAACACUGUUGCUGUUAGCCUAGGCUACUGUUAGACAAACACUGCUGCUGUUAGCCUAGGCUACUGUUAGCCAAACACUGUUGCUGUUAGCCUAGGCUACUGUUAGCCAAACACUGUUGCUGUUAGCUGAGGCUAUUGUUAGUGUUGGAUCCUGUAUUUUACAUUAUAGCCAUUACCAUAUAUAUGAUUGAAUAUUAUCUGCUGUUGGCUUGUGUGGAUGUAUGUAUGUGUUAUGCAACCUAGCUGACUUGAAACAUUGUUAACAGUUUCAGGGCCAUGGGACUUUCUCAUGAUGGAAAAAUACAGAGUAGCAUGAAGACAGGAACUGUUCAAUGAGUUGGGAGGGGGGCACAUUCAGAGCGGGGUGUUGCGAGAACAAGCGGUCUUUUGUUAGAUAACAGGAGCCAGGUGCGAGAUAACGGUAUGGAGCAUGAGAGCCUGGAUGUUCUUCACAAGCAACAUUUACAUCUAUCAACAGAAGCGCCAAGAGGCGGGGACCCGCCUGAGCGCCUGCAAUAGGCUGAGCAAGUUUAAACCACGCCCAGUCUCUACUGUGAUAGGCCAACAGACGGGUUGGAACUGUCUAUCACAGUAUAAAGAAUACUGUUUUACAUACGUCUUGUCAGUUCCCUGUUCUGCCCUGCGUGGUAUUACAGUGAGCCCGUAUAUACGAAAGUUGCAUUUGCCAUUUAUUACUUAGCUAAUAAAAAAUACAUAGUAUAAAA